Messenger RNA from Paramecium tetraurelia, 1317 nucleotides. RefSeq lists its product as uncharacterized. Lineage: Eukaryota; Ciliophora; Oligohymenophorea; Peniculida; Parameciidae. The record is from RefSeq and is a predicted model, not a curated record. The transcript is spliced from 5 exons.
AUGAACGCUAUGAAAAAAAUGUCAGAAAGUAGGCAUUUCUCGUCCUAAUAAUAAGAAAGCAGUCCAUUAAUGAAUUAAUCCACUAAUUAAUCAACCAAAAAAAGAAACAAAAACAAGGAAAAUAUAAAUUUGUUUAAUGAGGUUAAUUCCCUUCUCUAAUACUAUCAGAAUUCAAAUAUCCUCAAAAAAAAAACAUCACUGCCUACAUCAAUGGUUUCUCCUAAGAAAAUGAUGGAUGAUAUAUUUUUAAAGCAAGUACUUUAAACUAGAAAAACUAAUAGCAGAAAUAAAGUGAGUGUUUCAUAAAAUGUUGGAUAGAAAGUCUUAAGUUUGUCACCCAUAGAAUAAAAAUAAAAAUCAUUCACAAAAGGAAACUAAUUUAGAUGUGCCUAUCAUGCAAACAAAAAGGCUAAAUUUUUUGAAUACAAUCGCAGCAUAGGAGCUAUAUUCUAUUGUUCUGAAUGCUCUGUAGGAAAACUAAUCAAAGGAAAUAUUCUUUUCCCUGUUGAAAACUAUCAAGUUAAGCAAGUUUCAAAUAAAAAAAGAGAAAAUCAGUCUGUUAGUAGAGCCAAUUUUUGGUCAGUGGAUGAAAACUCUCUUUUAUCUAAUUCUCCCUUUUUAUUGGAGUCCACUGAUACGUUCACUAGCAUUACCGACGAUACUGAAGACAAAGCUAAGGAGUUGAAAGACUUCUAGAAAUCAUUAUCUUCUUUAUAAUAAGAAUGUUAAUCCAUUAUUGACAAUGCUAAAGGAAACACAUAUUAGACUCAAUUCAAUACCUUAAACACAGAGUUACAAUAAUUACUAUAUAUGAUAAAUAUUCAAUCCAUGAAAUUGUUGCAAUAAUUACAAUCAUAAAAUCAUUUACAAUAGGUGUAUGAAGUGCAAAAUGAAUUGAAAUCCAUUUUAUCUGACAUUUAAUCAAACGAAUCUAAUAUACUCAAUAAUAUGUCAAUUAAGCCAUUUAAAUAAAUAAUGAAUAAAUACAAGGAAAAGUUAAAAGGACACACUUAAACUAUUAAUAAUUGUUCAAGUAGCCAAUAAAUAUUUGAAUUAGAUGAUAGAUUGUAAAAAUUAAAUAAAAUUAAAAAACUACUCAAAACUAAUUUCAAAAUUGAGACAGAUGAACAAGAAUUAUUAAGUACUAAGAGAAAACUUAGUAGCAAUGUUUACAUUUCCUUUGAAAACAAAGAGAUGUUCUUAGCAGCAGCAGCUGCCAAUAAAGCUAAUAGUAUUCAUGCAAAGGAUGAACCUGAUUUAGUUCAAAUCGAUGAUAAGUGUCAUUUACUUGAAUCUCCUAAUUUUAUCUAGAAUUGA